Heterobasidion irregulare TC 32-1 is the source of this 1813-nucleotide messenger RNA. RefSeq lists its product as uncharacterized. The transcript is spliced from 11 exons. Lineage: Eukaryota; Fungi; Basidiomycota; Agaricomycetes; Russulales; Bondarzewiaceae. Bases 67 to 1521 code for a protein of 484 amino acids. The record is from RefSeq and is a predicted model, not a curated record.
GGAAGACGGUCUCCGUCCCAGCUCGAUCAUCUCCUCGCUUUGCCUCUCCUCGUUCUCAAUUCUCCAAUGCUUAUCUCCCCCGCAUCCACAAACUCAAGCUUGCCCUCGGGCUCCUUCUGGAGCAAGUUCAAGGGCUCCGGCAACAGAAACAAUAACCAGAGCAAGGACACAGACAUGCGCCAACAGGCUCAGAACGCCCUCAGCAGGCAGCGCCUCCUCACCCUCGUCUACAUCGACAUGGAGACAGUUCGCAUGCUCCCAGCUACAUUUGCGGAGCUCGACGCCUUGGCACGAGACUGGAUCAAGCCUCCUCCCGACGCUGUCUUUAGUCUCCGUGUCCCAAUAGAUUUCGUUAGCAUACAUACCGCCCGCCUCGUGUCUGGUGAUUAUAUAUACUUGACCAGCGAAGACUCGUACCAGAUCGCCACCAUGGGCGUUCCCGGUCUCCGCGUCGAGAUCGUCAGUGACGGUCCCCCGCCACCCGACGAACCUCCUCCGCCGCCCCCGCCCCCCGUCCUCGAGAUGCCCGCGACGUUUAACCUUGAGCUAACCCCGGGCCAACAUGUCGCCCUUGACACGACCGUCUCGUCUGAUGAGCUCGACAUGGCCCGCAUGGAGGACGGCACGACCGUCGACGGCAUGUUCUGGGGCAAGCUCGACAUCGUGCACGACGGCGACACGCACAAGAUGGAGUUCUCCGGCACCCGCCUGCAGGGCGAAGAUGUCCCGCCCGAGCUGCUUGUCGACACGCGCGUGAUCACGAAGCUCGCCGUCGCCGCGAAGCCCCCGGUCGCGCGCUGCCGUUUGAGUCUCAUCGCGCCGUCGACGCAGUAUUGCGAGGUCACGCUCCAGUGCGCGCCAAUGUGGACGAUGGGGAUCACGUGGCCCACCGCGGAGACCCUCGAGGAGGGCAAAGUCAAGUAUUUCCUCCGCGUGCACCCCGGCGGCGGGUUUGAGCACUUUGAGACCGAGAUGGUCGCGUCGUCGAUCUAUUACGAAGUCAUGCCCGACGCGACGAUGCUCGAUCCUGCCGACUUUGUAGCCCCUAGGAACAGCUUUGCGAUGCCGUUCAACGACUUUUUGCCGCACCUGAUGGGGGUGCUAGACCAGUUGGGCAUGUCGGUGCACGCUCGCACCGAUUUCAUCAACACCCACCUGCACUCCUUCGCGAUGCACCGCUACAUUGCGUACCGGUUCCUCUCGCCCGCGCGCAUCGCCGCGGCGGUCGACAUGGCGGUCACGGCGGACGCGGUGUUCACGCGCUUGUUCCUCAUCUUCCGCGGGCUGUCGGAGGAGGAGGCCGAGACGUUCGCGGGAGCGGGCGAGAAGGAGGCCAACGCGCACAACUGGCGCGAGGUCGUCGGGUGGUCGGAGCACUCGAAGGACACGACGCAGUUCCGGCUGCUGGAGACGUCGGUGCUGGACAUGUCCGUUCCCUCCGUCCCGUUCUGUAUGCGCCAUUUCUCUGUUCCUCGCCGUCGCCGUCGCCUCUUGUCUAUCCUUUAUGAUAUACCGGUCUGAUCUAUCCUGGAAUUCAUACCUCGUCCUUCCACAUACACAUCUUCUUUCUCCUCGCCAUGUUUUGCAGCGCUCUGCGAAAGUUGUACCAGUGGAUCUAUGUACUGUACAUGCCUCGUCUCUAACCUGACCUGACCCGACCCACUUCCCUCGCAGCUACUUACAGUGUCUCGCAGCACUCCCCGCCCAUGUAUCGAAAGCUAGACAGUUGGUAUGUUAUGCUGUAGAAGCGGUUAAGAUCCCCCUACGUGUAUGUAUGUACGUACCGUGCAACGUGAUGAAAACUUGGAAAGCG